GGGGAAUGUUUCUUUUUAAUCUAUACGUGGGAGUGUAUUUCCGUGGCAUUGGAGUGUUCUUUUUAUAAUCUAAAUGUGGGAGUGUAGAAUUGUGGUUGUGUGGGAGUGCCCUUUUUUUUUUGGUUUUAAUCUAAACGUGGUAGUGUUUUUGGUUUUAGCCUAGGUUGCCAUUUACAUUGUCUAAGGAUUCUGCCUCUCAAACCAUUUACAAGGUUUAGGUUGGCAUUUACAAUGUCUAAGUAUCGGCCGUAUACACUCUUUUCAGCAUGCCGUCAAAUCAGUGAUUGAGACGGAUCAAGUUUUAGGGACUAAGACAAUUUCAUUGGUGAGUCGCUAUGUUGUUUUCACUUAAUGGGUUUUGGCCAGGAUCAUAUAGGCAUUGGGUAGACGAUACGGUGUGUUGACUUUUGUUUUUGAUUUUUCUAUCACUCUUGCUCUACCUCAACAUGCCGUUUGGUUUCAUUGGGAUUGCUCUGCAUUGCUUUUUUGUUUAUUUGCGUUGCUCUGUGUUGCUUUUGCUUUUUUGCCAUUUACUCUCUACAAUUCUUACGUUACCCCAUGUGUGGGUUCACUCCCUUUUGUUUUGUAUUUUCCCCUAAUCAUAACAUAAGAAUAUGCAUUAUUUAGAAUUGAUGGAGGACUCGAGUUCUAGCAUAUUUGGUAGUUUGAUUGGUGGGGCAUUAUACGCUUAGGAUAAUAAUUUUAAUUACUUUGAAUAUCCAUUGUUUGGUGAGAGAGAUACUAUUUAUUUAUAAUAAUUAUAUUAAUAUUAGUUUAUCACUGUACAAUGGUUUUUGAUUUUUGGCUUAGCCAAUUUUAUAUAAAUUAUCGUAUUACUUUACUCCAACAUAUAAAUUCUAGCUGCUGCAUAAAAAAUAAGUAAAUAAAGAAAAUUCACAACUCCAAGAAAAACUCAGUGAUGACACAAUUUUUGCUCUAAGAAAAUUGAUUCUAACGAAAAUUCUAUUACUCUAUUAUUUGAGAAUGCUGAAAUCAAUCUAAACUACUGAAGUAAAAAAUGAAAGAAGAGACCAAAAAAAAAAAAAAAAUCCAACUGCUCACACAAAUGAGUUCUAUUUAAACUCUACUACUAUACUAACAAAUGGAUGAAAAGGAAUUAGAAUCAAUGUGUUCAGAAUAUGCAACUACAACCAAAAAAAAAUUGACACAAUAUUUUAAACAAAGUGAUGUCAGUAAUGUUUAACAUGAGUUAACUAAUUAAAUAUUUCGGACCUCAAAUGCACUAAAAUGUGUAUGUUAGAUUACACGUAAAUAAUAUAAACCCUAUUUUGAAUUCUAUAAAAAUACUAUAUAGAAAUAGUAUUUUUUAUUAUUUUUAAUAUUCUUUAUAUUAGACUUUGACUAAGAAGAUUAAUGAAAAGAUUGGGCAAUGGAGUUAUUUUUAGAAAGAGUAUGUAAAUCAACUGUUUAUCUAUAUAUUUAGCCAUCUGAUUCCAUGAAAUUUCAAGUUAAAUGAGUCACAAAUGAAAGGAAAAGAGUUGAAAAUAUAAAUUUAAGAAAAUAGUUGAAAAUAUAUGAUAAAUUUAAGAAACAAAGAAGACAAGAAAUAGAGAAAAUAUACCUCUACUUGGAAGAAUUUCAUUGUUUGCUUUUACCUCUUUGGGUGGUAAAGUAGAUAGGUUGGUAAAUAAUGGUACAAGCCCAUAUGUUUUCCAUCUCAAUGGCCAAAAUUAUCGGAUUGGGUCACUUCUUCCUAUUGAAGGGUAAAAACCUACAUUCGCUCGACUCUAUAACUAUGAUACAGAUAAUGAAAUAGGACAUAGAAUUGAUGCAGUGAUCAAGAAAUAUAAGAAAAAUGAUGUAGAUCCUAAUAUUGCUAUUGGAUUAUUGGAAAUGUUAGAUAAUUGUAAUGAAUUGGUGAAAGCAUUUUGUGCAUGAUAAAUCUCUCUCCCUCUUCCUCUUAAAUUUGCUUAUUUUAUAGAGUUUACCCAGAAAGGGUUUUUAUUUUAUAUAUAUAUAUAUAUGUGAAAGAAUUUUGAUUUUGUUAAUUUUUAAAUUUUGAGCAAGUUAUUGGGGUUUUAGUACGUACAUUUUGCAGUUAGAAUAUUGUUUCAAAUUUGGUGAAUUUUGGGGAAUGUAAUAGUGUGGAAAUUUUAUAAACUUUUACCGUCUAUGAAGCCAACUUUAGUCUAACAAGAAAGCCAUGAACAACUUAAGUCCAACAUAAAGGCCAUGAACAUCUAGGUAGUUUGUUGGCAUGUUUUUGUUUCAAUUAUUUUCCUUCCCCUAAUAUAGCUUUGUCGUUUGAUUUGUUAGUUGAAAUGGAAAUAACACAAUUUUCUUAUUCUAGAUGAAAUUGUUUAUGGAUUUUUAUUUUAUGUAUAGAUUUCAAUGCAACUAACAUCAAUUCCGUUGCUUACUGUUUUAAUGUUAAGGAUUCAGUGACAAACUUAUUUUGUAUUUGUACUAUUGUUUUACUUGUGGGAAAAAUUUGAUGAGUUUUCUAUGUUUGUGUUUUGUAGUUCGUAUUGAUUUACUGGAUGUGAAUGGUGAUGUGGGGGGAACUAGACAAAGAUAAUGAGUUACCUGUCUUCUAUCUCAAGACUAAAGAUGAAUGUUUACAUUGAAUUGUGUAUUUGAUGGUGCACUCCCACACAUGGAUAGAGUAACAUGGUGGAAAAAUUGAAUCUAAAGGAGAGAGGAACCAACAAAUGUCUCAAAGGCUAUUAGCGCAUGUUGACAAGUUUGGGGUUUGACGGUGCCAUAGAAGUUUUAGUGGAAGUCUUCUCUCAGUUGCUAAGCAUGACAAUGAAUUGUACAGCCAUAAAUCAAAAUGAAUGAAUGGAGGAUCUAGAGACUAAGCGCAUGAAUUGUGCUUUUGAUGAGUUCACAUCAGCAUCGUAGUGUCCUUUGGCCUUGAUCGAAGAUUAUGCCAAGAUUAGUUUCUAGAAGCUGGAACAAGAGUUGCACCAAAUUUUGGUAUCAAGUGUUUAGUGGUAAUUGGAGAAGGAACAUCUUCCCACAAAAAGCAAUGGCAUUCUUUCUAUUUUUGUCACCCUUCAUCCACCCUCAACUUCAGCAUAUUGUGGCCAAAAUGACUCUACUAGACACCCUAUUGUUCUAUGUUGUACAUUUCGUGGACAAACUGGAGGCAUGGCACAGACUACCAGUGAUUAUUGGAGCUGUUUAUUUGGGAAUUAGAAGACACUUGCACCAACGUUAUAAUCUAAUGCAUGUUGGAGAAAUAAAUGGGCAGAGAUAUAACACAGAAGAAUUUGCAUAUAGGACUGCUGAUGGAACAUGCAAUCACCCUAGUGAUGAUACCAUUGGUAGCCAAGGAACCUUUUUGGGUCGCAAUAUGCCUCCAUCAACUUCACCAUAUGGGCUGUUAGAGCCUCAUCCAACAGUAGUAGCCUCAAAGCUUUUGGUGAGGAAAAAGUUCAUAGACAAUGGGAAGCAGUUCAACAUGAUAGCCUGCUCAUGGAUACAGUUCAUGAUUCAUGACUGGGUCGAUCAUUUGGAGGACACUGAACAGCAGAUAGAGAUUAGAGCUCCUGAUGAAAUUUCAAGUGGGUGUCCCUUGAAGUCUUUCAAGUUUUUUAAGACCAAAAAAGUCUCCACUGAUUCACCUCAUCUCAAGAAUGGCUCUUUGAAUACAAGAACUCCUUGGUGGGAUGGGAGUGUAAUUUAUGGUAAUGACAAGGAGGGCAUGAAAAGAGUGAGGACUUUCAAGGAUGGAAAGUUGAAGAUCUCAGAAGAUGGGCUGCUUCAGCAUAAUGAGAAAGGUAUUCCUAUCUCAGGUGAUGUUCGAAAUUGCUGGGCUGGCUUUUCACUCCUACACGCCUUAUUUGUCAAAGAGCACAAUGCUGUAUGUGAAAUGCUAAAAGUACAUUAUCCUGAUUUGGAUGAUGAGCAACUCUAUAGGCAUGCAAGAUUGGUGACUGCAGCUGUCAUUGCUAAAAUCCACACCAUUGAUUGGACUGUUGAACUCCUGAAGACCGAUACUCUCCUAGUAGGGAUGAGGGUAAACUGGUAUGGACUUUUGGGGAAGAAAUUUAAGGAUUUAUUUGGACAUUUAUUGGGACCAAUACUGAGUGGAUUGGUUGGUCUUAAAAAACCGAGAGAUCGUGGAGUUCCCUAUUCACUAACUGAAGAGUUCGUAAGCGUCUACAGAAUGCAUUCACUUCUUCCUGAUACAUUUGUCCUUAGGGAUAUCAUGUCUUCAACUACAGAAGAAAAAUGUCCUCCCAUACUACAUGAGGUGCCUAUGUGGGAAUUAGUGGGUAUUGAAGGAGAGAGAAAACUGUCAACAAUAGGAAUGGAGCAAAUGCUGGUAUCAUUGGGUCAUCAGGCUUGUGGGGCACUCACAUUGUGGAACUAUCCAUCAUGGAUGAGAAACCUUGUAGCCCAUGAUAUUAAUGGAGAAGAUAGACCAGAUCCUGUUGAUAUGGCCACCUUGGAAAUUUAUAGAGAUAGAGAGAGGGGAGUUGCUAGGUACAAUGAGUUCCGACGGAACUUGAUGAUGAUUCCUAUUAGCAAGUGGGAAGAUUUGACAGAUGAUGAAGAAGUUAUUGAAGCUCUCCAUGAAGUGUAUGGAGAAGAUGUAGAGAAGCUUGACCUGCAAGUUGGCUUACAGGCAGAGAAGAAGAUCAAAGGCUUUGCCAUCAGUGAGACUGCUUUCUUUAUCUUCCUACUAAUUGCUUCAAGGAGGCUAGAAGCUGAUCGCUUUUUCACAACCAAUUUCAACUCCAAAACAUAUACAAAGAAAGGCCUAGAAUGGGUUAACAAGACCGAGAAUUUGAAGGAUGUGAUUGAUCGGCAUUUCCCUGAAAUGACGAGGAAAUGGAUGACAUGUUCAAGUGCAUUCUCAGUGUGGGAUUCAAUGCCAACUCCAGCUAACUACAUACCGCUGUACCUGCGACCAUUCCAUCUAAUUUUCAUCUAUUUAGUACUUCCAACAAGUAUGGUUAUCUGGUUGUCCACCAUUCUAUUAUAAACAAAAGAGUGUUUAGUAUUGGCUCAAGUAAAUGUUAUAUACUAAACAGAACUAUGCAUAAUCAUAUCCCACUGAAUUUGUCAUAUGAAAUGAUAUUAUAUACCACUGCAAAUGUCAUAGUUUGUGCAGUAUUUUUCA
Molecule: messenger RNA, 5095 nt
Organism: Quercus lobata
Lineage: Eukaryota; Viridiplantae; Streptophyta; Magnoliopsida; Fagales; Fagaceae
Product: alpha dioxygenase
Exons: 15
Coding region: 2891-4957 (688 amino acids)
Biological process (GO): response to oxidative stress
Molecular function (GO): oxidoreductase activity, acting on single donors with incorporation of molecular oxygen, incorporation of two atoms of oxygen; heme binding; peroxidase activity
Source: RefSeq, a predicted model, not a curated record